Messenger RNA from Dermacentor albipictus, 6202 nucleotides. Its product is annotated as tumor necrosis factor receptor superfamily member 1A-like. The record is from RefSeq and is a predicted model, not a curated record. Lineage: Eukaryota; Metazoa; Arthropoda; Arachnida; Ixodida; Ixodidae.
CGGUUCAGUGUUCUGUCGCCUCCGCGUUCGGCUGACUUGCUUCAGCGCUUCAGUUGAUUACUGGGUGACUGUGUUUGCGUUCGGCCGCAUUGUGCGAUCUAGACGCAACAAAGGUUUGUCUCCGUCACAACAAAAGCUGCUGGUUUGCCGUGAGCCAGCAGCAGUAAAAGGAGAAGAUGAAAUUUGUUUCCGUGUUUCGUUUCUGUGUGUCAAAGUAGGAUGAAGAUUGCAGUGCGCCGUGUGAACCUCUCCCGUGCCAAGAUUGUUCACGUGUUUACUGCUUGUGCUUCAACUGUUUGAUCGCCUAGUAUCCGUACGUGAAUGUAGUAUGAAGGUGUCGACACAUUUCAAGAUUGCGCCGUCCAUGCAUAUUUUGUCGCUUGGAACUGCAAAACUUCUUAUACUCUUCGCGUUUACUGGUCACGUUAGCAGCACAAGUGCAAAGAACUGCACGAGAGAAUGCGAAGCAUGUGUUCCAGGGACGCACGCAAGCUCAGCAUGCAACUGCUGCCCCAUCCGAGGCCACUGUCCGAAACCAGCAGCGAACGAUGCCUCCGACACGCUGUGUCUGCCAUGCAACACUGGAACAUUCUGCAAGGACCUGGGUUGUCCAGCUUGCGAUCCUUGCCCUCCGGGUACAUCCACAGCUCAACGAAGCGCACAGAACUGCACACCCUGUGAAGCAGGUUUCUACAAGCCUUUUCUUGGAUCUGGCACAUGCAGUGCCUGCUCUCAAGGCAGCUACACCUUGCUGAGAGGCUCUACUGAAUGCACGGUCUGUCCUGCUGGCUUCUACUGCUCGUGCACACAUUGUGGACCACUUCCUUGUCCUGAUGACGCUAUUUGUCCUGUCGGGAGCACUCAGCCAACCUAUUGUUACAAACCACUGUUUGUCAAGCACGGCUAUUCCUGUUACAUGUCUGAUUCAGCGAUUGGAAUCAUCAUUGGUGUCUGCAUCUCUGCUGUCAUAAUGUUGGGAUUCUUAUCAGCCCGAUACUACUACACAAGAUGGAAGGAUCAGUCUAAGAAUCCAACAGAAAUCAGCUCCCUGGUUGCAGAAAGUCGUCGGGACCCUGUCUACACUGGCCUCUAGUCAUGGAUGACACUGAAAGUUCAUGCAAAGUAUCUCCUCACCUAUGUUGACCUAACACCUGUUUCAAAGUAUGCCUCUGCUUGCUUUCUGUACCAAAGACCAGAUGCAUGGCUUUGAAGUGAUGGAAGUUUUGCAAAAUGCGAGCCACUCAUGAAAAGAAAAGUGAGAUAUGAAUGAAUAAGUGGCAUUUUAUCAUCAUCCAGUAGCAGUGCUGAGGAUUUAUGUUGUAUGGAGGGCUUAUUCUUCUUAUAUUUUGCUACCUUUCUUCCUGAACUGCCAUGACCCUGGCCUCUGGUUAGAUAAGGGGGCAAUUGCAGUUGUGAAUUUAUGCUGGGCUUUAUUGUUCUGGAGUAUGUCUAGUCGCUCAGCUGUAUUUAUCACCUUUUCCCAAGAUAUGAAGUGCAUGUAGGUGAAGUGUUACCAAAUAUGCAGUUGUGUACAUCCUGUUCAUAACCAGCAGAAUAGAAUGGCCUGCAAAUAAUGUAUUUCCAUAGGUACAGGUGUCAACAUUUCCAUGUGAAAAUGAUUUUGUGAGAAUAAUAGUGCUUCCAUUGUCCUUUGCAAUGAGUAUAACUUGCUAGGAAAUUCUGUAUGUUCACUAGUGAAAAACAUCUAUAAUAGCACCUAUGUCACAUAUGCACAAAAUAUGGCAAUACGUAUUAUCUAACAUUAGAGCUUUGAAUUCAUUUAGGAGGGAGUAACAUACAUCUGCAUCCCCAUAAUGUUAUUGAUCUUCAUGGUUAUUGUUACCUAGGUCUUCUAAUUAGUGCAAACGCAUGCAACAGUGCAAGGAAUGAAAGCUGGAAAAGCUUAUCAGUAACCUCAGUGUUGAAUCUUAAGAAUGUCUUGCAAUAGAUUGUCUGACUUUUUAAGGACUACUUUUAAUUAUUAGUUGGCUCACAAAAUGUCUUAAGUUGCCUAGAGUUUGCGUGACUUACUUUGUGGCUUUCUAUGGCUACAUCACAAAAAUGGAAAUGUUUAGGAAAUUGUCUUCUUGAUUUAGCUCAUCUCAUCUCAUCAGUCAUCAUAAUUUUGAGCUGUACGUUCAUAGUUUAGUUCAGAAUUAGUAAGCCUUAGAGAGCUCUUCAAUAAAGCUUUUAAGGCAAUGAGCAUACUAGUGCAUCAUAUUUUUCCACAUGUGGAAGGUAGUAUCAACCAAAUAUAGUAAAACUUGUUAUGCUUUUAUUCUAUCUUUUUAUCGGGUGUUCAAAUAUUAAUUGUUUUCAAAUGGAAUCAAGUACCAUCUAUUGACUCAUACAAGAGAAGUAAGGACAGAAGGAGCAGCUUAAAGGCAGGAGGAAAUGCUAAUUAGUAACCUUUUGAUGCAUUACAGCUUGCAAGCGGAGGUGAAUAAAUGUAUACUGAGUUGCAUCAGCGCAGGGAUGAGUCGCAGGUAGAAGGUUAGCACAAUAUGCUUGACUUUGAGAACAAAAUUAUGUAAUACAGGAACUGCAUUCAACCUAGAGCCCAUAUUUCUUUUCAGGACACUGCUUCCUAUAUACAUUAAUUGGCUAAAGCCAGAACAAUCACUUGUGACAAUAACCAAUAUUGUCUAGGUGUGCCUCGAAUUGGUGUUAUUUUCAAGUUCUGCAGUUUAUGGUGUGCACUGAAAUAAUGCAUCAUGCUAGACAGGAUGUCUCAUAAAAAUGCAAGCAGGUUUAAAUGUUAUCGAUUAAGAAUGCAACCAGUAUCAGACACACCUGUGAAGUUUGGUUAGUUGUAACAUGCAGAUAAAAAUGAUGUUAACUACAGAAAGGAAGUAAACCUAACUCAAAAGUACCACAGAUAAUGCUAGUGAUGCAAACAUGGUGGGUUCCAUGAGAGUAAUCAAAUUUAACAUUGAUUCUUUUAGGCCAGACAUCUGUAAGCAGUUUAAAUUCAAUGCAUAUAUUACUAGAUUACUGAGACAUCAUGGAAGCAAUUGAAUUUUCUACAUGCUUGCUCAGCACGUGCCGCAAUAAUUGGCCUCUGGUUGCACCAUUGGAGAGGUGGGGACUGCCGUCGAGGUGAGAUGCUGUCUGGGAUCAUGUGAUAAAAUUUUUCUGUGUCCACUGCAGAAGGAGCAAGGUCUAAGGAAAUCCAUGAAAGUAAAACUACACUGCUGCUGUGUGUCCAACACAAUGGCUUACUGUUCAUUGCUGCAAUGUUGGAUGCAUGUGAGCCAGCCCAGCAUGAUUCCAAUUAUGUUCAGAAACCCUGACAAGUUAGGUUAUUCAAAACAGUGAAUAACUUGCAAGGAUGUGCUGUUAGGCUUGUUGGUUUGUCAUAGUGGUAUUUUCCAGCACAAAAAUGGGACAACCAAAUAGACAACAGCACUCUACCAUGUCUUGUCCACCAUCGGCUACGUGGACCACAGUGCGCGGGGUAAGAGUUAGGACUUUCUUUGGGUGCGUAUGGAAGUUCGAGUUUAUAAUCAAUAUGUGUGCUCCUGUGUCAAUCAGUGCUAUUACAGGUAUACCGUCCACUUCCACGUCGAUAAGGUUGUGGUGGCCACCAAGUGUAAGCAGAGGAAUUUCGGAGGUCGUCAUGGCAGGCUCACCUCUCAAAGCUGUGGCUGUUAGUUUUCCAAGGAGCGGCGGGAGGAAGAAGGAGAUGGAGAGUGACAAGGCAGAGGCGUGCGGGAAAGAUGUGGGUGUGGCAAAGGGGAACUGUUUGGUCAUACGGGCAGAGACGUUGGAGCCGUGCCUUUUUCGAUGUGUGUCGACGGGUAGGCUGGCGCCGGGUAUUUCAAAAGCUCGGCCAAGGCUGUGAGUUCCAUGAGCUGCGACAAUGGCAGGAAAUAUGUCCAACGUGUCCAUACCAGAAGCAGAUAGGCCUGUUAUCAGAAGUGCACCAGUCUUCGAAGUUUCGAUAACGAGGACGAGUGCACGAACUUCAUGGUAGAUCAGGUCCGCCAGGUGAGUGAUAGUUGGGUCUGUUGACUUGGUAAUGUUACGGGAGUACAAUGAUGGCCAAUUGUUGUUGUUGAGCGGUCUGGAUGAGGGAUAAUGUUGUGUGGGAAUCGUCUGGGGCGUGAACCUGGGGAGGAACUGGGGAGGCAGCUUCAAUCUCCCGUCAGACGAUGUGCACUAUACUGUUGGAUGCAGCAGGCAUGGGUGGGAGAUGGAGGUCCUUGCAGGUAGAUGUUUGCAGCCAUGUUAGGAAGGCAAGAAAAGUGGUAGGCAAUGUGACGGCUUUUGUCUUCUUCAAGUGGCAGCAUUGAGCAAUGAUGUCCGGCACUUUCAAAGAGUUCUUGAAGACGAGGAGAGUAAACAUGUCUGCAAUUCCUUUGAGGAUAUGCGUUACCUUUUCCUCUUCUGCCAUCUUGUCAACCUUGCGACAAAGUGCAAGCUAGUCCUGAAUAUAUGUCACAUAGGACUCAGUGCAAGUCUGAACUUGGCACACAAGGUCUUUCUGCGCGGGACGCCGGCAGCCAACAGUCUUGCCAAAGAAAUCAGUGAGCUUUUGUUUACACAAGUCCCAGCUAGUGACUUCCUCUUCAUGGCUCUCAAACCAGAUGCGUGUCAUUCCCACAAAGUAAAAGCUCAGGUUAGUGAGCAUGAUGGUCUGGUCCCAGUAAUUGCUCGCGCUCACCUGUUCAUAUAGUUAAAGCCAAUCUUCAACGUAGGUAUUAUGUGUGCCAGGAAAGGUUCCUGGGUCGCGCGGUUGUACCACGAUGACAAUUGUGCGCGGGUGGUGACAUGCCUGAAGCAUUCUCGCCUUGAGCUGGCAUUACCAACGCAGCCAAGGUGCGCUCACUGCGCAUAUCCGUCGUGUGUCUUGGAAAGCCCGCAACCUCCACUAAAACAUUUUGGGGAGAAGAGAGGUUUAGAUAUAUUUACAGGGUAUUGACAACGCAUUCACUGGCGUACAAAAUGGAAGACAGUCCGUGCGACACCAGCGAGCGUCGUCGUCUUCUGUACUGUCCUCAGCCUCGUCUGUGGCUGUGCUUCUUAACAAUAUUAAUAUGUAUUGCACAUUCACUAAUGUUUGAAGUCACUGGUGCUGCUACAAGCUCAGCUGUCCUCACAGCAAUAAAAUUUUGCUCACUCGCAAACUGCAUAUCAUGGGCAGAAACUUGCUGUAACACUCCAUUACCCAUUCAAUGAAAUGACCUCGUAGGCAGCUUAAUGUAAGAUGCACAGUUAUUUCACACGGCAAUUGUAAUCGCUUGACUUUCAGAAAAGCAGCAUAUUUGUCAGUCAGCAUAGCAUACCUUAUACAGCAAUGGUUGUGAAUGAUACAGUCUUUAUAAUGCACUCAAAACAUGUUAUGCUAAUGAUGGCUAUGUAGGGAAUGAGCAAGCCAAGCAAUUGUGCACAAACAUAAAAUUUUAUAAAACUGAUGUUUGCAUGUCCUGAAAUCUAGUGUCUUCAGCACAAACACUCUUCCUCACUGCAGUAUUCUGAAGUAUCCUAGCCUAUGAUGAUAUACAGCACUUCCAGAAGAUAGUACAAUCAGAUGUCAUGCAACCAGUGCCUCCGUAGAAGAAAAUAAGCCUUCACUUGGGCUGAUGGUUUCAGGAAUAGCUAGGCAUUGUGGCAGAGGGGGUUUAACAAGAACAAGAAGGCACGUGAAACUGCCUCAUGCAAGCUUUAGUAAAUGUACUGUGCCAGAUUUAUCACAAAAUAGACUUUUUGAAAUUAUCAACCAUCAAAUUCUCCAAUAAAAUGAAUUGAAUAGCGUUAAGUGUUUGAUUUGUGCUUGAAACCUUCUAAUAUUUGCACACCCCCAGUUCUUUUUAUUCAUUGCUUGCUGUGUAGUGAAAUCUGUUUGUAGUGAGUUACGUGCAAUAGGACCAGCGUUGUUGAUAUUUGUUUUUCAUUGUUUAGUCUCAUUUAAUAUUCUCUGUGAAUGGGAGUGAGUGCUGUCACUUUGUGAACUAACUUUUGUGCUAAUGAACUUGUACUCUGUGAUUCUUGGGGCACUAUGUGUCCUCACUUUGAAGACUGCUACAUGCUAAAACCACAUUGUGCUUUUAUUGUGAAAGUUGUGAGUUUAUUGUGAGAAUGAAGAAACAUGGUGCUCAAUGUUGAUGGUGGAAGCCACGCAUGUUUGGCUACCAUGAUGUGGUCAUUAUUGCAGAAUGACCUAGUAAAAGUAAUGUUUGCCAGGGGCUGUAUUUUGAAA